Molecule: messenger RNA, 1659 nt
Organism: Triticum aestivum (bread wheat)
Lineage: Eukaryota; Viridiplantae; Streptophyta; Magnoliopsida; Poales; Poaceae
Product: L-type lectin-domain containing receptor kinase IX.1-like
Exons: 3
Coding region: 1-1659 (552 amino acids)
Biological process (GO): protein phosphorylation
Molecular function (GO): ATP binding; protein kinase activity
Source: RefSeq, a predicted model, not a curated record
AUGAAGCCAGCGAUUGUUGGAGGAUCGGUUGGAGGAGCCGUGGCGUUGAUGUUUGUGGGGUGGUGUAUCAUCUCCUGUUUGAAGUGGACAAGGAGCACAAGUCAUGACUUCUUGGCACGAACUGGUGGAGCCAGAUGGUUUGAGUACUGUGUUCUGGCUGCGGCAACGGACAACUUCUCUGAGCAGAAGAUUAUUGGGCAAGGUGCUUUUGGAGUAGUUUACAGGGGUAAGCUUGCCAAGGGAUCGUCAUCAGGCGUGCCCUCAAGAGAAUUGGAUAGUCUACCCUCCAAGGUAUCUGCAGACGACACUGAGGUGGCUGUAAAGAAGAUCUUGAAAGAGGUGAGACGCGGAAAUCUGGACUUCUUUGCCGAGAUAAACGCCAUUAGCCAAGCAAAGCACAAGAAUCUCGUCAAAGUGAAAGGUUGGUGCCGUAGGGAAAACAACCAAAACCUACUCGAUUUUAUGUGCUGGUGCGGCAGGAAGAAAAAGGAUGACGAGGUCUUCCUUGUCUAUGAACUGGUGCCCAACCGUGACCUGGACUACCACCUAUUCAAAUGUGACCAAGUAUUGUCUUGGCCAAAAAGGUACCAAAUCGUGAAAUAUAUUGGCUCUGCUCUCGUUUACCUCCACCGUGAUUGCCACCGUCCAAUUCUGCAUAGAGAUAUCAAACCCGGCAAUGUACUCCUGGACAACGGCUUCAAGGCCAAGCUUGCUGACUUUGGGCUGUCGAGGAUCGGCAAUAAGAACAACGCGGCGAUAAUGACAACUGCUAUAGGGACCCUAAGGUACAUGGAUCCAGAAUGCAUGAAUGAUGGGAAAGUCGAGUUGCACCCUAGAUCUGACGUCUACAGCUUUGGAAUAGUCCUGCUAGACAUUAUAUGCACCGGGAAGUCCAGGUUGGAAGUAUGGGAGCUAUAUCAAGGAGGCAAGGUCAUCGAGGCUGUAGAUGAAAAGUUGCAUGGGGAUGACUUUGCUACGUGGCAGACGCAGAUGCAGCGUGUGGCUGUCCUAGGACUCUGGUGUUCUCUUCUUGACGGUGCCAAAAGGCCUACUGUUCAGAAGGCAAUGGAGUUCCUGGAACGUGAUGAGCCGUUGCCUAACCUUAACUACGCGAUGAACAAUAGGCUGCCCUUGGCAUAUCAUGAUGCCUACACUAGUCAUUGCUCUGACGAGCAGACACUUAUGAGCGAUGCUGUUGGUGGAAGGACGGGCAAGAAGGCUGCAGCAACUCCAAAGAACAAACCAGACCCAGCAGCGACGACGGCGGCUACUCCGACGACACGGAAGCUGGAUGGAUCUGCUGGACGGGGUUCUUCCAAGUCUCCGGUGCAGAGCAAGAUGCCGGACCAUGCUACAAGCCUGUCUGCUAGAUUGGGUAGUAUGGUGCUCAUGGACAAGGAGGCAAAUGGCAUAACUUUUGAUGAUCCAGAAGAUGUAAGGCCAAAGUUCUCACGAUGGGUGGCAGUGGGAAAAGCUUGCACGACCAGGCCCAUGAACAAGACUGUGCUGGAACGGCCGAUGCUGCGUGCGUGGGGCCUUCACAAGGAGGCUAAAUUCAGAGUUCUGGGUGGAAACAUUUUUAGGUGCAAUUCGGCAGUGAAGGUGACUGGAAGCAUGCCGGGAAUAAUGGCCCGUGGCAGUAUGAUUUCAAUGUUUUGA